Molecule: messenger RNA, 1617 nt
Organism: Laccaria bicolor S238N-H82
Lineage: Eukaryota; Fungi; Basidiomycota; Agaricomycetes; Agaricales; Hydnangiaceae
Exons: 7
Coding region: 1-1617 (538 amino acids)
Source: RefSeq, a predicted model, not a curated record
AUGCCAGAGGAUCCUGAGAUCAGUGUUAUCAUUCACCAGAUCUUGGCUAAGAUUGUCCAGCUGGCCAAGAAAGAGGGAAAAGCACCAAUGGCUUAUUUAUGGCUUUUUUCACGGUGCUUCACCUUGGGUACCAAGGCUAAGCCUUACUCCAGUAUAUCUGUCGACAACUCUCGAUAUACAGAGUCAUUUGAUUCUGAUGAUGACUCCUACGUUCCCAAUGCAUUUGACGUGACUCGAGCGUCAGGUAAACCGUGGGCUUAUUUGGUAAAGAAGAACUUGAAACCUGGCCCAGUCUGUGUUGCCCGCCGUGGCAAAUGUUUGGCUAUCGGAGCGGGACAUCAUUUGACAACCUUUCAUCUUGGCUUAGAGGCUAAGGUUACCAUUGUGUCUCAAGAGGACUACGAAAAGCUCAUUGCGAACGACUGUCCCAGAUCGAACAAAAAUAAGGCCAAGGCUGCAAAAAUGCGUUCCUUUGAAUUACACUCUGACUUUAUCGAACCUGGGUCAUCUGCAAACACUAAUCGGACCAUCAACAUCUUCGCAGCUAUAGUCUCUGAGUCAUUUGCGAUUGUAUUCUCAGACUUUGCACGACUUAUGCGCAUGCAUGUCACCAGUAUCAACCGGCCCUGGACUCAACAAGAUCUCGAUGUUGGAUCACCAGAGUGGCCUAUUAUCUGGAGUGCAUUUCCUGAUGGGGCGGACUGGUUCCUUGAGAAGGAUGUUGCUCUCAAUGCCCUGGAGAAGUGGAGACAUGAUAUGAGCACAGGAGCACCAGGCCAUUCAAAGCCCAUUGUCGAUGUUAUUGCUAAAAAUGGCAAUCGCGUAUUCGGCGGAUUUGGAAGACAUCUUGCUAAUGACUUCCUUUACUAUGCUGCAAUUUUCCCUGGUGCUCCUUGCUCCUGGGUUUGCUCUGAUGAUGCACGCUUCUCCCACUUCACCUCUCGUAUUGUGAGCUAUACUCAGAUUUGGCGGUCUGCUGACUUUCUGAAACGAUGCGGCAUGUCAACCAACUCUUCCAAUCCUUUCGCAUUCAAUACAACAUCUGAUCGUAAUUAUACCGCUGGAUUUAUCUGGGUAUUCAGGAAGGCAUUUGUCAAGAUUCCACAGGACUUGUAUAACCAGUACCUACGAGAAGGACUAUUCGAUCCAACUCAUAAAAUAGGGGAUCCAUAUCAGUACACUGGACCGCUCUCUGACAAGCAGUUCAAGCGUAUUGAGGUGAACUACCAUGCUUACCUUGAUGCCUUCACUGUCAUAACAGCAAGAGUUCCAGAUGGGUGGAAGGAUGGACCAGUUCAAUCAUUCUCUGACUUGAAGGAAGCAGGGUAUAGUACCACCAUUGGGCCAGCGCAGUUCCACGAAGCAAAGCAAAAUAUGGUAGAUCCAGACCAUGCCAUACAAGUUUGCUUGCAGCCAGGAAGACCAGCAAAGGUUACAGGGAAUGGCCCAGGGCGGAAGAGGAAAGCGCUGACAAGAGAAACUCUUGAAAAAAUGAAGCUACAGAAGAAGAGAAAACUGAUGAUUCACUCAGAAGAGCAAGAGAAGGAGAAUGAGCUUCCUAUUAUUGUUGCAUCACCAUCCCCUCCUCAAAGAUUGACCCGCUCUCAUAAAUGUUAA